Molecule: messenger RNA, 975 nt
Organism: Caenorhabditis elegans
Lineage: Eukaryota; Metazoa; Nematoda; Chromadorea; Rhabditida; Rhabditidae
Gene: str-109
Product: Serpentine receptor class r-10
Exons: 3
Coding region: 1-975 (324 amino acids)
Biological process (GO): detection of chemical stimulus involved in sensory perception of smell
Cellular component (GO): ciliary membrane
Source: RefSeq, marked reviewed
AUGUGUUCCUCCUUUUGGUUGGUCUCCAAUUUAUAUGCUGGCUAUGUUGGAUUCUUCUUAUCUAUAACUAUCAAUUUGCUGCUUUUAUUUUUAAUAUUUGAAACACCGAAAAAAGUUUUUGGCAGCUAUAAAUAUUUGAUGGCUGCUUUUUCCGUUGUCGGAAUUUUUUUCUCGUUUUGUGAUUUUUAUAUGAAACCGCAUCUUCAUAUAACCAAGACAUCGUUUAUUGUAUUUACUGAUUUGAAACUUUUGGGAUAUUCGUAUUUCACUGGACAGUUAGCGUUGGCAACACUAUGCUCAACAUACGGAAUGAUGAUAACCAUGCUUGCAAUGCAUUUUUAUUAUCGAUAUCUUUCGGUUACAUCUUCACUUUAUCGAUUUUUCUUCAAAAACCUUACUAUUUGGGUCAUCUUUCUUACUUGUAAUUCUGCUAUUUGGUUCUUCUGCUUUCUCGUAUUGAACUCUCCGUCUCCAAUGAAAGAUGAAGAGCUUUUUCCUGAAUUUUGGGAAUCUUACUGCCUGAAACCAAAUGAAUAUACCUACACAGGACCUCACUACUACUACACAGACAAUUCAACUGGAGAAUGGAAAUUUCAUAUUCCGUCAUUUGUGGCUGAGGGCUAUACAGCUGGCAAUAUUGCUGUGGCAUUUGUUUUUCUUACAUAUUUUGGCUUUCAAACUUACAAUCAUCUUAAUAAACUAGAAGUUGUGGCGAGCGUAAACUUCCGGGAGCUCCAAAAUCAAUUGUUCAGAACUUUGGUGGUCCAGACUAUAUUCCCAACAAUCUUUUUAUUUUUUCCAGUAUCAUGUUUAGUUGUGUUCCCAGUUUUUGGGGUCAGAAUUGGAGAGCAUGCAAAUUUAAUCAUGAUUUUAUUUUCUAUAUAUCCAUGCUUCGAACCGAUUGUAGCAAUGUGUUGUAUCAAAUGCUUCAGAGUACGGAUAACGAGUAAGUGUAUUUGUAAAGGUUUUCUUUAA